AAAGGCAAGGCACAAAGAGAAGAGGGGAGAACCACUGGAUGGAUAUUUGGGAGGAAAGAGAGGAAAUGGAGAAUCCCAAUGCUGAGAGACCCAGACAGCAGAGCUCACUGUACUCGUCCUCUGUGACCAGUUAAAAUAACCCCUCACCCUCUCCCUCCAUCCCUCCCUCUCUCCCUGUCUCUCUUCCCAAAUCAAACGCACAACCAAAUCUUCUGCCCACUCCGUCCCCAAAUUCCACUAACCAAUAAAAGAUUCCAUCUUUUUCAUCAAAAGUUCCCGACUCGCAGAUCAGGACUGAGUGUGGUGCGCAUGAGGGUUAACCAGGUUGAGGCCCCCCGAGACGAGCACGGAUCGUCGAUCCUGGAUCUUGCCAGGGCCGACAUCACCGAAUCAUCCACCAAAACUAGAAACUGUGCUGCUUGUCCUGGCUCUGGGUCUGGGUCAAUGGAGUUUCAGUCGCCAUACCCAGACCAAGUCCUCGAGAAUGUCCUGGAGAACGUCCUCCACUUCCUCACGGCGCGCCGCGACCGCAACGCUGCCUCAUUGGUCUGCAAGUCGUGGUACCGUGCUGAGGCCCUCACCCGAUCCGAACUCUUCAUCGGUAAUUGCUAUGCGGUGUUGCCGCGCCGCGCCACCGCCCGCUUUACUCGGGUUCGUUCCGUCGCAAUUAAAGGGAAGCCGAGGUUCGCAGACUUCGAUCUGAUGCCGCUCAACUGGGGGGCCCACUUUUCGCCGUGGGUCGCUGCCAUGGCCACGGCUUAUCCUUGGCUGGAGAAGGUUUAUCUGAAGCGCAUGUCUGUGACGGACGAGGAUCUGGUUCUUCUCUCUGAAUCGUUCCCCGGCUUCAAAGAGCUUGUCCUUGUAUGCUGCGAAGGGUUUGGGACCAGUGGACUUGCCGCCGUUGCCAGCAGAUGCAGACAGCUGAGAGCACUUGAUCUUGUUGAAUCGGAGGUCGAGGACGAUGAAGUGGAAUGGCUAUCAUGUUUUCCAGACAAUCAAACACAUUUGGAAUCUCUUGUUUUCGAUUGCUUACAGUUCCCUGUUAAUUUCGAUGCAUUGGAGAGACUUGUGGCUAGGUCACCUUCGUUAAAGAAACUUAGGUUGAAUGGAUUUGCUACCAUCUCUCAGCUUUACCGCCUGAUUAUUCGAGCGCCACAGCUCACUCAUCUUGGAACAGGUUCAUUCAGUGCAUCAGAGGCUGUAGCUGCCGGUGAUCAGGAACCAGAUUAUGCCUCUGCAUUUGCAGCUUGUAAAUCCUUGGUUUGUCUAUCUGGAUUCAGGGAUAUUUUCCCAGAUUACCUGCCUGCAAUCUAUCAAGUUUGUCCCAAUCUCACAUCUUUGAAUUUCAGCUAUGCCAAUAUUAAUGCUGAACAACUGAAAUCUGUCAUUUGCCACUGUCAUAAACUGCGGACAUUAUGGGUCCUUGAUUCAAUAUGUGAUGAAGGCCUUCAAGCAGUGGCUGCAACUUGCAGGGAUCUUCGUGAGCUUCGAGUUUUUCCUGAAAAUGCUAAUGAGCAUGCUGAGGGGACAGUUUCCGAGGUGGGCCUUCAAGCAAUUUCUGAAGGUUGUAAUAAAUUACAAUCAAUUUUGUAUUUCUGCCGAAGAAUGACAAAUGCAGCUGUAGUAGCCAUGUCAAAGAAUUGCCCAGAUCUAGUAGUAUUUCGUCUUUGCAUCAUUGGGCGAUACCUGCCAGAUGCGGUGACUGGGGAGCCCAUGGAUGAGGGUUUUGGUGCUAUUGUUAUGAAUUGUAAGAAGCUCACUCGACUUGCUGUAUCUGGUUUGCUGACUGACCGAGCUUUUGGUUACAUUGGGAAAUAUGGGAAGUUGGUUAGGACACUGUCAGUUGCUUUUGCCGGUGACACUGACAUGGGGCUUAAAUAUGUUCUAGAGGGAUGCCAUAAUCUGCAAAAACUUGAAAUCAGGGAUAGUCCAUUUGGGGAUGAAGCUUUACAUUCUGGUUUGCAUCAUUAUUACAACAUGAGGUUUGUCUGGAUGUCAUCUUGUAAACUGACUCGCCAUGCUUGCCAAGAAGUCGCACGGGCACUGCCUCAUCUGGUGGUGGAAGUGAUUAGAAGUGAAGAGAGAAAUGCUGAUGAUACUGUUGAGAUAUUAUACAUGUAUCGAUCCCUUGAUGGACCAAGAGAUGAUGCUCCCAAAUUUGUCACCAUCAUGCAGUAGACUCUAAAUUUGAGGAGUUGUCAGCUUAUUUCUAUGGUGGCUGCCGAGUGGAAUUGUAGAGCAGGAAAUUUUUAUGAAAACCUGCCUGAAGAAUGGUGCUAUCCAUGUCAAACAAAGCUGAGCUAGCAAUUUGUUUUUUCUUUUUCGGCCUGGGCUACUGAGAUGGCAUGCCAUGAAGGGACUAUUGUGAGAAUGUGUUUCUCUUUUCUCAUUAUUGUUUGUUGCAGAGGACUUGGGAGGAGGACGCUAGGAAACAUGGGGGGGGCGGGUGGGGGAGACGAUGUAGAAGAUGAAUAUCCACGGGUAUUGGACCAUCUGAUGUUGGAUCGCUCUACACUUUGAAUUCAUGUCUUUUUUCCUUCUAGAUUCAUUUGAUCAUAAAGGAAGACCACCGGAGGAGGGGGCGGGAUUGCCAAAACUGCUCUGAGCAGUGCUUACAUAAAAUUCAUCUUCUCAGAUGGUGUCCCCCGGGAAGCUGAUUCAGAAGGGUAUCAAAAUUGAAGGGUUGGAGGGGUGACAUCCUCUUAACUUUUCUACCAUAGCAAUAGAGAAACAAAGCAUUCACUUUGUAAGAACUUAGUUUGUUUAUUUUGAUUCAAAUGGCAGUUAGGUUAAGCUGUAGCUGGUGAGGACUAAAUCCCUGGACCGAAUAUACACAUCUCGAUCUCUCCCCUAUCUCUCAGAAGUUUGUUCUUUUUCUUUUUUCAAUUUAUUUUUCCGGACGUGUUGCUGUAGUUCCUGACUCUUGAAUUUAUUGUUAUUGUUAGUAAUUGUGAGAUGGCUAAUAAAUGCCAGAAUAUGCAGGGUCCAUAUAAUACCAGAUGCUUAGUGCGAC
This is a messenger RNA of Prosopis cineraria, 3013 nucleotides long. Its product is annotated as transport inhibitor response 1-like protein. Gene Ontology annotation, biological process: SCF-dependent proteasomal ubiquitin-dependent protein catabolic process. Gene Ontology annotation, cellular component: SCF ubiquitin ligase complex. The coding region runs from base 310 to 2178 and encodes 622 amino acids. The record is from RefSeq and is a predicted model, not a curated record. Gene Ontology annotation, molecular function: protein binding. The transcript has 3 exons. NCBI's taxonomy places the organism in Eukaryota, Viridiplantae, Streptophyta, Magnoliopsida, Fabales, Fabaceae.